AUGGCUUGUGGGUCUCUUCAUCUGUUCUUUCGAACAGAAAUUAAUUGCAAGGAAAUUGAGCUGGUCAAAUCAAGUGACAGAGUCCCACCUUCCUCCUCAGACACAGGAUUACAGAUAGUUCACAGUUCAAGAAAGCCUGUGGAGAACAUGCCGGCGAUCUUUGAUUAUCAUCUGCCCUCGCACUACUCUGCACAUACGAGUGUCGACUCCAAGAACGCAGUCACGAGAGGCAGUGGAAGAGGGAGGAGGAAGAAGAUAGGGAAGGGGGAAGCGCCGAGGACCUGGGCUGCCACGCCGUCGGCUUCAUCUCCGAGCUUCAUCUCCGACUUCAUCUCCGAGCUCACCCAUCCCGAGGAGCGACCGAGUGAACUAGGCGGAACGUGGGUCCUACAGGUGGACGGCUCGUCCGCUUCAACCGGCGCAGGCGCAGGACUAGUGCUGUCGGCCCCCGACGGGCAGACGUUCGAGCGUUCCCUCCGCUUCGGGUUCCAUGCCACCAACAAUGAAGCCGAGUACGAAGCACUCCUGGCGGGGCUCAGACUAUCCCGCGAAAUGCAGGUCGACGCCAUCAAAGUCCUCACCGAUUCGCAGCUGGUGACCGAGCAACUUAACGGCGGAUACGUGGCCAGAGAACCCGCCAUGGCAAAAUACGUAGCGGAGGUAAAAAACUUAGCCUCCUGUUUCGCACACUUCACGAUAUCCAGGGUGCCAAGACUACAAAACGACCGUGCCGAUGAGUUGGCCAAGCUAGCCUCGAAGCGACCCCCGGGCGCCACCCACGGGAUCGAGGAGCUCCCCUCCCCCUCUAUCCCGGUCGCGUGUGUUUCGGCGGCCGGCUCCCAAGCCACCUGGUUAGGGGACAUGCUGCGCUACAAACGCGACGGGACCCUCCCCACCGACGAAGCCGCAGCCCGACGUAUUCGCCGGAAACAUGCAUGGUACUCCGAAGCCAACGGCCGGCCGUACAAGCGGUCUUUCUCCCACCCUCUUCUACGGUGCCUCGAGCCAGAAGAGGCGGCGGUUGUCCUGGCUGAGGUCCACGAAGGGAUUUGUGGAGAGCACAUCGCCGGCCGGACCCUGGCCUGCAAGAUUCUCCGCCAAGGCUAUUACUGGCCCACCAUGGUCCAGGACGCGAUGGCCUACGUACGGAAGUGCGGCCCGUGCCAAAAGCACGCCCGGACCCCCCAACUACCGGCGGUCCCGCUCUCCCCCAUCACAUGCGCGUGGCCAUUCGCGCAAUGGGGGCUGGAUCUCCUCGGCCCCUUCCCACCAGCCUCAGGGCAGAGAAGAUACAUCGUGGUCGCAAUAGACUACUUCACCCGAUGGCCGGAAGCCGAACCGUUGGCGGCGAUCACCGAGCAGCAGAUCGAGAAGUUCAUAUGGAAAAACAUCGUGACCCGGUUCGGCCUCCCCAGGACCAUCGUCACGGACAACGGGACCCAGUUCUCCGGCAAAAGGAUUCAGGAAUUCUGCGCUAGCUAUGGAAUCCGGUUAAAACACAGCUCGGUAGCCCACCCCCAGACGAACGGACUAGCCGAGGUAACAAACCGAUCUAUCCUGGAUGGGCUCAAAAGAAGGGUAUCAGCUUCCCGAACGGCCUGGGUCGAGGAGUUACCCAGCAUCUUGUGGUCCUUGCGGACCACCCCCAAAACAGCUACCGGGGAGUCACCCUACAGCCUCUCGUAUGGGACCGAGGCCGUCCUUCCCCCCGAGGUAGUAUUCCCCACCCCUCGAGUAGAAGAGUAUCAAGAGACCACAUCGGACCAGGGGCUGCGCGCCGGCCUGGACCUGAUCGAAGAGCGGCACGCCGGCGCACACCGGAGGGAGCUUUCUUACAAAAGAGCAGUUGCCCGGGUGUACAACCGCAGGGUACGACCUCGGCCCAUUAAAAUGAACGACUUAGUCCUGCGAAGGGCCGAAGUUAGCAACCCGACCAGGGCCGGGGGCAAGCUGGCCCCCAACUGGGAAGGACCUUAUCGGAUCAUCGAGGUAGUCCAACCGGGCACAUACAAGCUCGCGACAAUGGACGGGUCCCGCUUGCCGAGAACAUGGAACGUCCGAAACCUUAAAAGAUUUUUUUAG
Messenger RNA from Musa acuminata AAA Group (dessert banana), 2082 nucleotides. RefSeq lists its product as uncharacterized. Gene Ontology annotation, molecular function: RNA-DNA hybrid ribonuclease activity; nucleic acid binding. Gene Ontology annotation, biological process: DNA integration. NCBI's taxonomy places the organism in Eukaryota, Viridiplantae, Streptophyta, Magnoliopsida, Zingiberales, Musaceae. The record is from RefSeq and is a predicted model, not a curated record. The coding region runs from base 1 to 2082 and encodes 693 amino acids. The transcript is spliced from 3 exons.